Telopea speciosissima is the source of this 555-nucleotide messenger RNA. RefSeq names its product protein AGENET DOMAIN (AGD)-CONTAINING P1-like. The coding region runs from base 1 to 555 and encodes 184 amino acids. The record is from RefSeq and is a predicted model, not a curated record. The transcript has a single exon. Lineage: Eukaryota; Viridiplantae; Streptophyta; Magnoliopsida; Proteales; Proteaceae.
AUGAAAAAAUCAUCAAAAAAUCUGAAUUAUCGGAUUGGUGAUUCAGUUGAGGUUCAUAGCAAUGAAGAAGGCUACGUUGGUUCAUUCUACGAAGCAAAAGUGCUUGAUGUCUCAAAAAAUCAUGUAUUAAUGGUAGAAUACAAAACACUUGUAACUCCUGAUGAAUCAAAAUGGCUUAGAGAAAGAGUUCAUGUGAGUCAAGGACGGCCUCGUCCUCCUCAACUUCAAGUUUCUAAUUUCAAUCUCUCCGACGAAGUAGAUGCUUAUGAUAAUGAAGGUUGGUGGGUUGGAAGAAUCACUAGGAUUUGUGAAUCAAAGUAUUACGCAUGCUUCGAUGGAAAUAGUAGCAGCUGCAAAGGAUCAUCAUCAUCAUCAGAUGAUGAUGAUGAUGAUGAGAUUAAUAAUAAUCCUCAGAAAAGAAGAUUGAUAGAUGAAUCUAAAUACUAUGUUUAUUUCUCAACUACUCAAGAUUUGAUUGCUUACCCUCUCUCUCGUCUCAGACUUCAUCAGGAAUGGAAGAAUGGCAAAUGGUUUCCUUACAGUUCCGGCCUUUGA